Messenger RNA from Beauveria bassiana ARSEF 2860, 1488 nucleotides. RefSeq lists its product as uncharacterized. The coding region runs from base 1 to 1488 and encodes 495 amino acids. The transcript is spliced from 2 exons. The record is from RefSeq and is a predicted model, not a curated record. NCBI's taxonomy places the organism in Eukaryota, Fungi, Ascomycota, Sordariomycetes, Hypocreales, Cordycipitaceae. Gene Ontology annotation, cellular component: cytoplasm.
AUGACGGGCUUUGAAGAGUCCGACAAGCUCUGGACGCAUGCAUACGCAACCACUCCACCAAAACUCUUGUCACUCGUAUUCUCAUCUGCCGCAUUCGCUGACGCGCGUCUCUUAUUCUUCUUUUCCCCGAAACAGGCCAAGAGAUAUAUUCUAGAUCCUCUGACCGCUCCGGAACCCUCGCAAGAGACUGGUCCAGGCUCCUCCCACUACAACGUUCAUCUCCGCGCCUCCCGACCCAGCUCCUCCGGCACCGCGCCGCCCUCGCCGCCCCACCGCGCCGACUCCAAAAAAGCCGGCAGCCGUCAUCACAUUCUCGCAAAGCGCUCGCCCAGCCUCAGCAGCAACGACGACGCGCGAGACCCAUUUACAGAUAGCCGCGCUUCUACCCACUUCUUCAAUAAAUCGACGUCGCCCGAGUCUACCGGCUUCCUCAAGCCCGCGCCUUCGUUCCGCCGCGCCCGCCGCACGUCCAACCUCGACACGCACCACGAAGAGACGCACGCGCACCACACCGGCCUCGUCUCGCCACCCCAGUCCCCCGACUCCGUCACGUCUGACAGCGCCGUCGCCGCGCAGCCCUCCACACUCUCUCCCACCGCCGCCUACCACAGCGACCGCCUACCUAUCCGCUGCGCCAGCGCCCGUGGUCCAUCCCCCCGGUCUCACCAGGACCACCAGCCGCACUCCCGUAGCCGCAGCGACGGCCACUCCCGCCAGCCGCAACAGCAGCGCCCCUCGCGUCCUCCCGGCGCCCUCCCGCAGCGCUUCCCCGGCGACAUGUCUCACCGUCCACUCGACAUGAUUCGGCGCGAGACGCGCGCCGCUGACCGCCGCCACCGCAAGCGCUUUUCCGAGGCUGACACCAUUGAUCUUCUCGACACCAUCGGCCCAACCUACCACCACGACGGCCCGUACGACGCCACGCUCGCUAGCCGCAACGUCAACCCACGCUACGCGCCCGUCGAGGCCGUCCGCGACUCCAACAUGGCCGCCCUGCGCGCCACCCCGCGCGAGUUUAUCCAGGACGCUCUUAUCCACCACCGCCCGCUCCAGGGCACCGCUACCAUCCCCAGCGGCGGCGUCGACGCCAGCGGUAACGUCCUCGUCUAUGAGGAGGGCGCUGAUCUGAUGCGCGAACCCGACGCGCCCGGCGGCGCCUACCGCCGCUACGAUUUCAUCGACUACCACCCGGAUGAUCUCAAGGGCAAGGGCGAGCCGUCUUUUUCGAUUGAGCGGGAUCAGAAGAAGGGUAAAGGACAGGCUGAAGCCGGCUUCGAGAUGGAGAGUAACCCGCUCAUGGCCAAAAGCUUGCGGAGACGCAGUAGCCUGCCGAGUGGCAGAUCCUCGGGCGCCCAGACGGGCGGCAGCGGCGAUGAGGGGCAGAGCCUGGGCCGCCAAAACUCGACGGGGCGUCGCAUCAGCCAAGGCUUGAAGCGUCGCUUUGGCAGCCUGCGCCGCAAGAAGAGUCACAGUCCGGAUCUUGAAUAG